AUGUUGCUUAGAGCAGUUGCUUGGUUACUGAGAUUCAUAACAUAUUGCAGACGACAUCACUUGACUUUGAAUGAACAACCAAAACGAGGAAAUCUUACCGUUUCCGAGAUAAAGAACGCAACUUACGCUAUAGUACGACAUAUACAGAACUCAAGCUUUAAACAGGAACUGAACGAUAUUAACAAAGGAAAUCCUGUAAAAAGAGACAGUAGAUUAUCUACAUUAAACCCCAUACUUGUUAAUGGACUAAUCCGUGUAUAUGGAAGAAAUACCCAUAAAGAAUAUGAUACGUGCCCGAUUAUCCUUCCGCACGAUAGUCACGUGACAGAAUUGAUUAUUCGUCAUUACCAUAAUUCAAACGGACAUGUUAGUAAACAACAUGUACUUGCUGAAACACGGACGAAAUACUGGAUAUUAAAGGGACCCAGUACUAUAAAGAAAGUUAUCAGAGAUUGUUUUAUAUGUAAGCGACAACACAGUCUACCUCUUAGGCAACAGAUGGCGCCCUUGAUCAAAGAACAGACGACCCUCGAUAAACCCCCAUUCACCUAUGUCGGUGUAGACUACUUCGGCCCUUUGAUAGUGAAAUCAGGUAGAACUUGGUUAAAAAGAUACGGAUGUCUCUUUUGUUGUCUAACUACAAGAGCAGUCCACAUCGAAAUAGCACACAGUCUAACAACUGAUUCUUUCAUAGCUGUUUAUCAACGCUUUACAAGUCGUCGAGGGUAUCCAGAAAAGCUAUAUAGCGAUAACGGAACGAAUCUUGUUAGCGGAGACAAAGAGUUAAAAAGCUCAAUAAAACAAUGGAACCAGUCUAAAAUCGAACAACUUCUUGUGCAACAUGAUGUAGACUGGCACUUUAACCCACCCUAUGCCAGUCAUAUGGGCGGGUCAUGGGAACGCUUGAUAAGGUCAACGCGUACUAUUCUCAAAGCUGUUGUGAGAGAACAACUCCUUACAGACGAAAAGUUAUUGACCCUGAUUGCCGAAACUGAACGAAUAAUCAACGAUAGACCCAUAACUAAUGUAAGCAGUGAUCCGAGGGACCUACCGGCACUCACGCCAAACAUGCUUCUUUUAAUGAAGUCUAAUCCUUGUUUACCAGUCGGCAUUUUUAACAAAGGAAGACAUCUAUAG
Molecule: messenger RNA, 1137 nt
Organism: Ruditapes philippinarum (Manila clam)
Lineage: Eukaryota; Metazoa; Mollusca; Bivalvia; Venerida; Veneridae
Exons: 1
Coding region: 1-1137 (378 amino acids)
Biological process (GO): DNA integration
Molecular function (GO): nucleic acid binding
Source: RefSeq, a predicted model, not a curated record